Molecule: messenger RNA, 2582 nt
Organism: Astyanax mexicanus (Mexican tetra)
Lineage: Eukaryota; Metazoa; Chordata; Actinopteri; Characiformes; Acestrorhamphidae
Gene: btc
Product: betacellulin, epidermal growth factor family member
Exons: 6
Coding region: 257-808 (183 amino acids)
Biological process (GO): epidermal growth factor receptor signaling pathway; positive regulation of mitotic nuclear division; positive regulation of cell population proliferation
Source: RefSeq, a predicted model, not a curated record
UGCUCGCCUGCUGAGGGGCGGGGCUACUGUCCACACUGCGCUGCGGAAAGUCCUCUCAGCGGUGUAAUGUGGAUUUAACUACUCCAAAUGAAGAGGAAAAACUUCUUAAAAACGGUCUUUUACAGGUUUAAAGUGAAGAAAAGUGAGAGGAAGUAUGGUGGGAAGCGGGUUCUGACCGGUAUCUGACUCCAGACUGAGAGCUGAGCUGCAGAAUGAACUCAAACAGGACUUAGUUUGGAGACACAACUGAUGACGGAUGGACAGGAUACACAGGUUAAUGUUGUGGAUAAUUACAGCUUUUGCCCUAUGCAAAUAUUCCCGGGCUGAAUGGAACGCAACAAAGGACACAGUAAAUAAGACCGUGUCCUGCAGGACCCAUGACAACAGCAGCAACUGCACAGAUGCGAAGGACGACCACAGAUGGAGUGGCCACUUUUCCAAGUGUCCGCAGGAGUACGCGCAUUACUGCGUCCACGGAAGCUGCCACUUCGUUCAGGAGCAGAACACUCCUGCCUGCAGAUGUGAAAGUGGGUACAUUGGUUCCAGAUGUGAGUAUUUGGACCUGGGCUGGCUGGUUGGAGAUCAGAAGCAGAUAGUCAUUGCUGGGAUUAUAGCCGGACUGGUCUUUCUGCUGCUCAUCAUUGUCUUCACGUGUAUCUGUGUUCACACUCGACUAAAACUCUGUCGAAAAAGGAGAAGAAAAAAGGAGAAAAGGGAAGAAGGGGAAAGGCUGCAUUCGCUUCAUACACUCAACUCGAAUGAAGCUUCAUCUCCGCCUACAGAGACAUGCGACACAAAUGCUGUAUGAGUGAAGCAGGACUGCGGGGUUUUCUCCUGCUGGACGGGGAAGAUCUGAGCCGGUUCUGUCAGCAGUACAGCUGGAACGGACUCUAAAUGGACCGGAGAUGUGGCGUGUCAGCUGUUAAGUGCACUGUUGCUUACUAUUUAUUCCCUUAAGAGGAAACUGCCUGCUGGAUAAAGAGCAGACCAGCAAUCGCCAGUAGUUACGGUGGCAGGAAGAUGGACAUUAAUGUACUGCGUCAGUAUGGAGUACGGUAUGGAGUAAAGUAGGUGUCCUGCGGUCUGCAGAGUGAGGUUAUUACAGGACUAUAAAUGUUCUCAGCAGUGGCGUGAGGUUAAAAGGCCCAAAUCCAAUGUUCUUACCAAAUCUGAUGGUUUAUUUCAGACUGUUUCAAUGUGACACUUAUCUGAUAUUGGUCUGAACAGUCUGCGUAACUGUGUGUCUGAAGCACAUCCAUGCACUAAACACACUAAACAGCAGCAGGGCUUCAUGUGAAGUUUCGGUUUCAUCCUUGUCAGAAUUUUAUAUUUUCUUAAAGGCUAUCGAAGAGUUCAGGCUGCAGCUGAGCUCAUUAUCGAGAAUUCACUCACAAAGCAUAACUAUGGCGUCACAUCAAUGUCAAAAGUGAAAAAAAUAUAUAUUUAAACGUACUUAAAACAUAUAGAGAAAUUUCUAACAGAUGUAUGUACUUACUUAAAAUAUAUAAAAAGUACAUUAUUAUUGUGCUUCAUCAAAUGUUGAAGAGUAUUUUAAAUAAAAAGACUACUAUCAAGUACACUUUUAGUUUAAUGUAAUUCAAUAUACUUCUAAAAUACUUAUUUACAAAUAUACUUUUGCACAUUUUUAGCAAAGUGUGUUAAAUACAACUGUUACAGUAGUUCACUUAAAGUAAAAUGUGUCAUGUAACUUUUUUAGAAGGUAAAUUAAAUUUUAAAAGUAACACGUUAAAAAUUAGUAGUAUAGUAUAUUAAUAUACUAUAUUGAUAUUAUAUUUUUAUACCCAACAAAGUAUACUAGAAUUGUGCUACAUACAAAAGACAGGAACAAGAAGCAUAACUGUACUCUGAUGUAUCUGAUAGAUCACAUAUAUUUAACAUCAAUUCUUAGUACAUACUCUAAUAUACCUGGUGUAUAAUAGAAAUAGUGAUACAGUUGUAAUACUAUAACACAUUAAAUGUAGUAUAAUUUUACUGUAAGCAUAUUUAAAAUAUGGGGUUACAUACAUGAAGUAGUUUAAAUGUUUAAAUGUUACUUUAUAGUAUAUUUAAAAUAGUUCCAUUUUAGUACAGUUAAGUACACUCAGCACAAUUUAAGUAAGACUUUUGUACUAUUUUUAUACUGUAAUUAAAAUAUAAUAAGUAUUUUAAAACGUUGUUCCAUUUUAGCACUCUUUAAAUAUACUGAUUAAUAAUAGUGUGGCUACAAGAAAACACUUUAGUGCACUCUAGCAUAAUAAUACUUAAAAAUAUAUUUAAAAACAUUUUGCGUGUGUAAAUUAACUCCUCACAAGUUGCAAGCAAAAAAAAAAGUAACAUUUUUUUCACCUGUUAUUUUUGCGCCCCUGACUUUUAACAACGAUGUGACGCCAUACACAUACCUUACUUUUGACAAUAACAUUAAAAUCAUUUUAUAGUUAUAGUUACUGAAGCAUUUCAAAUGCUUUAAAUCCUGUUCCUUUCAUCCACUCCUUUAGGGGACCAACAGAACAACAUCGUUUUAUUGAUUAUGUUUAUGUUUAUUUAUUGCUAAUAUAUGUACUAAUGUACUAAUAUAUAUAUAU